CAGUGGGAAGGGGAGGAGGAAGAAAACGAAAAGGAGCAAGGAGAGGAGGAGAAAGAGGAGGAGGAGGAGGAGAAAGGCGAAGAAAAACAGACGGAGCCCGGGAGACGAGAAAGCAAGGGAGGAAGAAAGAGGCAGAAAGGGCGUGUUUAGGCGCUACGUCUCCCCUCCCCUUUCUCAGGUCCCAGCUCCGGCUCUGCGCGCUCGCUCUCAGGCUACAGCUCCCCGCGGGCGAAGCUGGGCGUCGGGUGCGAUAGCCCGGGCCGCCCCUCGGGCCGCCGCCCCGCGCCUGCCCGCGUUCCCCACCGCGCGCUCCCCACGCCCAGCCCGGAGCCUCCGCGGGGCGCCUUCCAGUCCCCUCCCCCUCCUCCUCGCGCCCUCCCCGGGGCUGCGACACCCCCGCGGCCCCGCCGCGCGGAGCUCCAGGCCAUGGGCUCGGGGCGCGUCCCCGGGCUCUGCCUGCUCCUCCUGCUGGUCCACGCGCGCGCCGCCCAGCAUGGCAAAGCUGCGCAAGAUGUAGAUGAGUGUGUGGAAGGCACGGACAAUUGCCACAUCGAUGCCAUCUGCCAGAAUACCCCACGGUCUUACAAGUGCAUCUGCAAGUCCGGCUACACGGGGGACGGGAAGCACUGCAAAGACGUGGAUGAGUGUGAACGGGAGGACAACGCAGGCUGUGUGCACGACUGUGUCAACAUCCCUGGUAAUUACCGGUGUACCUGCUACGACGGAUUUCACCUGGCACAUGACGGACACAACUGUCUGGAUGUGGAUGAGUGUGCAGAGGGCAACGGUGGCUGCCAGCAGAGCUGUGUCAACAUGAUGGGCAGCUACGAGUGCCAUUGCAGAGAUGGCUUCUUCCUCAGUGACAACCAGCACACCUGUAUCCAGCGGCCAGAAGAAGGAAUGAACUGCAUGAACAAGAACCACGGCUGUGCCCACAUUUGCCGGGAGACUCCCAAGGGGGGCAUUGCCUGUGAAUGCCGCCCUGGCUUCGAGCUCACCAAGAACCAACGGGACUGUAAAUUGACCUGCAACUAUGGUAAUGGCGGCUGCCAGCACACCUGCGAUGACACGGAGCAGGGUCCUCGGUGCGGCUGCCACGUCAAGUUUGUGCUCCACACCGACGGGAAGACAUGCAUUGGGGAAAGGCGGCCAGAGCAGCUCGGGCCCACUCAGGCCGUUUCUAAUGAAACCUGUGCUGUCAACAACGGAGGCUGCGACAGUAAGUGCCAUGAUGCAGCGACCGGAGUCCACUGCAGCUGUCCUGUGGGUUUCAUGCUGCAGCCAGACAGAAAGACCUGCAAAGAUAUAGACGAGUGCCGCUUAAACAACGGGGGCUGUGACCACAUCUGCCGCAACACAGUGGGCAGCUUCGAGUGCAGCUGCAAGAAGGGCUACAAGCUUCUCAUCAACGAAAGGAGCUGCCAGGAUAUAGAUGAGUGCUCCUUCGACCGAACCUGUGACCACAUGUGUGUCAACACCCCGGGGAGCUUCCAGUGUCUCUGUCAUCGUGGCUACCUUCUAUAUGGUGUCACUCACUGCGGGGAUGUGGACGAAUGUAGCAUCAAUAAGGGAGGCUGCCGCUUUGGCUGCAUCAACACCCCAGGCAGCUAUCAGUGUACCUGCCCAGCAGGCCAGGGCCGCCUUCACUGGAACGGGAAGGAUUGCACAGAGCCAGUGAAGUGUCAGAGCAGUCUUGGAGCCUCAAAAGCCAUGCUUAGCUGCAAUCGCUCGGGCAAGAAGGAUACUUGUGCCCUGACCUGUCCCUCCCGGGCCCGGUUCUUGCCAGAGUCAGAGAACGGUUUCACCGUGAGCUGUGGUACCCCGAGCCCUAAAGCUGCUCCAGCCCGAGUGAUCCACUCUGGGAACAGCACCGUCUCCAGCUCCUGCCAUGAGGCUGCAGUGCUGCCAGUCAAGCAGAGAGCCUCCUUCAAGAUCAAGGAUGCCAAAUGUCGCCUGCAUCUGCGAAACAAAGGCAAAGCCGAGGAGGCCAGCAGGAUCCUGGGGCCAGGUAGUGUCCCCUGCUCUGACUGCCUGGUCACUUUCAUCCACCUUAAGUGUGACUCUUCUCGGAAGGGCAAGGGCAGGCGGGCCCGGACCCCCCCAGGCAAGGAGGUUACCCGGCUCACCCUGGAAUUGGAAGCUGAGGUCAGAGCAGAAGAAACGACAGCUGGCUGUGGGCUGCCUUGCCUCCGACAGCGGAUGGAACGGAGGCUGAAAGGGUCCCUGAAGAUGCUCAGAAAGUCCAUCAACCAAGACCGGUUCCUGCUGCGUCUGGCAGGCCUUGACUAUGAGCUAGCCCACAAGCCAGGCCUGGGAGCUGGGGACCGAGCAGAGCUGGUGGAGGUCUGCCGACCUGGGCAGCACCGAGCAGGCACCAAGUGUGUCAGCUGCCCGCAGGGAACGUAUUACCACGGCCAGACGGAGCAGUGUGUGCCAUGCCCAGCGGGCACCUUCCAGGAGAGGGAAGGGCAGCUCUCCUGCGACCUUUGCCCUGGGAGUGAUGCCCAUGGGCCUCUUGGAGCCACCAACGUCACCACGUGUGCAGGUCAGUGCCCACCUGGCCACCAUUCAGGAGAUGGGUUUAAGCCCUGCCAGCCAUGCCCCCGGGGCACCUAUCAGCCUGAAGCAGGGCGAACCCUGUGCUUCCCCUGUGGCGGAGGCCUCACCACCAAGCAUGAGGGGGCAGUCUCCUUCCAGGACUGCGACACCAAAGUCCAGUGCUCCCCGGGCCACUACUAUAACACUAGCAUCCAUCGCUGUAUCCGCUGUGCUGUGGGCUCCUACCAGCCAGAUUUCCGUCAGAACUUCUGCACCCGCUGCCCAGGAAAUACAAGCACUGACUUUGAUGGCUCGACCAGUGUGGCCCAGUGCAAGAAUCGGCAGUGUGGCGGGGAGCUAGGUGAGUUCACUGGCUACAUCGAGUCUCCCAACUACCCGGGCAACUACCCGGCCGGUGUGGAGUGCGUCUGGAACAUCAACCCCCCACCCAAGCGCAAGAUCCUCAUCGUGGUCCCCGAGAUCUUCCUGCCCUCCGAGGAUGAGUGUGGGGACGUCCUGGUCAUGAGAAAGAACUCCUCCCCAUCCUCUAUCACCACUUACGAGACCUGCCAGACCUACGAGCGGCCCAUUGCCUUCACCGCCCGGUCCAGGAAACUCUGGAUCAACUUCAAGACCAGUGAGGCCAACAGCGCUCGAGGCUUCCAGAUUCCCUAUGUGACCUACGAUGAGGACUAUGAGCAGCUGGUGGAAGACAUAGUGCGUGAUGGCCGGCUGUAUGCCUCAGAAAACCACCAGGAGAUCCUAAAGGACAAGAAGCUUAUCAAGGCCUUCUUUGAGGUCCUGGCCCACCCUCAAAACUACUUCAAGUACACAGAGAAACACAAGGAGAUGCUGCCAAAAUCCUUCAUCAAGCUACUGCGCUCCAAAGUCUCCAGCUUCCUGAGGCCUUACAAAUAGUGCCUGUGGGCCCGAGACCCAGUUCAGAGCUCCCACCUCCCUGGCCCUCAGAGUUGGCACCCCAACCUCAGACAAGAAACUGUCUCUCUUGAAGGAGAGAUAUCACCACACCAGGCGCUCUCCCUUUCGGCCUUUCUAGUUACCUUGUCUUCGUUCUGUCUCUCUCCUGGAAGUCAUUCAGUGCGUCUCUGUUCCCCCCAGAGGUGAAGGAAUAGACACCCUCUAUUCCUCUGCCGUUAUAGCAUGGUGCCUUGCUAGCCAGGAGCCAAAACACCCCCUCCACAGCCCCCGUGCUCCCCAGAGUGGGUCUUCACAGCCCAGAGUCCUGCCAAAGAAGCCUUGGACAUAGCAGCUUUGUGCCAGCAUCAGGCUGCUGGGGCACAGAGUUUAAGCCCGGGGUGCCCACACAGUUGGCGUUCUCAUCUGUAGAGCUUGCUCUCAUCUGGCCGGGGCUGACUCCAUAGGGUUUACAAGUGAUCCAUACCAAUGGGAUAGCAAACCCCUGCCGGGUAAGGGCGAGGAGCAGGCAGGGGCCCUGGACAUAUAAAGCUCUCAGAUAGCUCUGCAGGACAGAAAGCGGGUUUUUAAAACAUUGCCCAAAACAGAAAGAAAGAAAAUGUGUCACCUAAAGGAACUUCCUACAGAACAAGUGGAAGCCAGCCUCAAACACUAACCCUUUUCUUGCCAGUACCCCCCGCCCCCGGCCGUGCCCUCACCCCACCUAAGGGCUCCCUGGGGGAGGCCUACCCACCCCCUGGUAAGCGCUGUCCUUAAAGAAGCUGGGCUGUUGACUUUCCAAGCCUAGACCUUGCUCCACGGGUGUUUUCCCUUGUAGCCCCAGGUGGCUUGUGGGUUCCACCAAAGAGGACCCCACUCUGCAGCCAGCCUGGAGCUACCUACCUCUAGCCUCGGGCUGUGGGCAGCAGGAGGAACAAGUGUGAGUGCCCUUGGCAAGCCGCCUGUCCACCCUCUCCACAUCUGAGAAGUGCAAUCAUUUUGAGUCUUUCUAUGUCGUCUAGAGGGAGGGGGGAUUGUUUUUUUGUUUGUUUCUUUUUCCUCUCAGAAUAACCCUAUUUAUAGCUGCCUAGGAGAGAGGGGUGUGCUGAGGCUGGAGAAACAGCAGUCUGUCUGUCGGGAGCCUUAAGUGCCGGAGCGGCUCAUAUGUCUCAGUCCUCCCUGAGGCCACACAGAACUUCAGAGCCCUCAGCAGCGCAGAGCUAGGGCUAUCCCUCAGAGGUGCCCCAAGCACAGGAGACUAGCUCUGGUAACUUGAUGAAGCAGGAGGAGGAGGCUUCCUGACUGAGCUGAUCCUGCCUGCCUUGUGUCUCUCUGUGGAUUCAUGGUAACAGAAGCAGAUGGACUUGGUCAGAAUCUUGUGCGAGUAGGGACAACCUGUCUUUCCCUAUCUUCAUGCUCUCCCCUGACACGGCAUGGGAGGGGAUCGGGAUAAACUCUAUGGAUGGCCAGCGCAGGCUCCCAAGACAGCCAGAGAGGGCUGGAGCAGCCUGGAAUUGGACAGUUCUCCGUGUAUGAAGCGGGGGAAGGACAGGAACCAGACGUGUGCCUGAGACCUGCCACCUGCCUCUUGGAGCUGACUUCAAGCCUGAUUCAACUACUGUCUUUCAAAAGAAGAAUGGUGUCUGUGCCUGAGCCCGGGCUCUGCAUAUGCUCCACCCUUAACCUAGAUGCUGCCUGUAAAGUCUCCAAUUGUUCCUUCUUGUUCCCCGAGGCUUAGUCCUGGACAUCCACCAAUGACUCCUCAGGUCCAACUUUAGGUAACUGCCAAGAGAUUCAACUAUCAAAUAGUCUGAUCCCCACACACACCAGCCAGCAGCAGGCGAAGCUCGCUUCCUGGAUGCCUUAGCCAACACGGUGGGGGUGAGGGUCGGGUGGGGUCAGAGAGCUAUUGCAAAGCUGUUGAAUGGUUUCAUGCAAGAGGGGCGAAUGGGCAUUUAGUGGGUCCCCAGAAGUGCCAUAGAACAGCCUGAGUCACGAGUCCUUUCUCCCUAACAUUUUGCCAGCUCCUGGAAAGCCACAAAGUGAGAGUGCCUCCCAAUGUAUGCCUUUAGGGCGUGGCUUCUCCGCACUCCCCCACCCCACCCCCCAACCCCCAUCUCACCAUACAUACACGGACACUUCCUCUAAUCAUUUGUUCUAUGGCUGAUGGGGCAGCACAUGAGAUCUAUCGUACGGAGAGAGUAGGCCACUAGACUUAGCUGAUAUCAAGAUGGAUGGAGGAGAUCAAGCAAGGGCUUUCUACUGCCAACCAAGUUGGCAGCAAGGAAUCCAGGCAGAGCUGUUACGAACUUACAGGGGAUAUUGGCCCUGAGCGCCUCACUCUGGGAGCUGAGUGGGCUGAAGGAGGAGUUAAGAACUCAGGGACUUUCUAGGACUGCACAGGUUAGACAAAAGAGGUUUCCAGGAGAAGGGGGGAUGGGAAGAUGGUGUGAACAGGAACCCUUCGUGAGCUGACCUAGAAGCUUCUCUGUGGGCUAUGGUGCUUACGAGGUCAUGUAACCCCGGCGCCUCAUCCAUCCCAGUGCAAGACCUGCUGUGAACUGAGUCCCAGCGUGGGAAGCCAUUUCCACAUGUGCUCCAAGCACGGAGUGACAAAUGUCAAGCAGGCCCUGAUAUCCUCAGCAGCACCUCGGUGCCUCUUUAGCCUCUGCCUCUAUUUGUGUCAUUGACCCAGCCAGUCCCCAAGCCUGAGGUAAUUAGGAGAAAGCCGACCAGAGCCUGGACGUUAGCUGCCCACCCUGUGCCUUCAGUGAUCCUUCGAGGACUGCCACUGGCCUCACUACGGUCAUUUCCAUGUGGAGGUGCCGAUGGAGAAGAUGGUACAGUCUGGGCUCUGGCUCCUAGGAGUCUCUGUGAAUCUGCGAAGUGUUCUCCAUGAGCGCGCCUGAGGUGACUUAAAUGGAUUAGGAAGUCCUAUCUCAGUGUGUAAGAGAAAGCGACAGCACAUUGAAGGGCCUGUAUCUGCUGCUGAGCUCCAGAGCAGGGGAGCAGAGGCCAAAUGUAACUGACCCCAAGCAGGACAUGGUGCCCCGCCUGGUUCCUUUCCUAAGCAGACUCCACGAAGGAACCCUUUCUGUCGGCCCUGUCUCAAAGCUGGUGCACUCUGUCUUUCCGCUAUUAUUCGGACUGAGAACCCGAAGGACCAGAGGCCCCGUUCUGCGAUCAGCUUACCAAGACUAAACAAUGGCAGCAGUAGUUUGGACAAGCUCAAAAUCUUGUUCUAUGUGAGUCGGACUUUCAGAGAGUAAUUAUCAUGUGGACGGCUUUUUUUUUCUUUUUAACGCAGAAGAAUAUCUUAAAAUACUAUAUUUAUAUCUGCCUUCCACUGCCUCUCAUACAGCAAGCAUCUCAGUUGACAAUAGGCAGCAGCAAUGUGGUACACAGAGUAUUUUGCACUUGGGGAAAAAUAUGUAUCUGAAAACUUGUAAAAAGGAAUGUUUGGAUUUUGUAUUGUCUUUUUUAUAUUAUUAAAAUACUAAAUGAAACUC
Mus musculus (house mouse) is the source of this 6962-nucleotide messenger RNA. RefSeq names its product signal peptide, CUB domain, EGF-like 3 (gene Scube3). The coding region runs from base 427 to 3456 and encodes 1009 amino acids. Gene Ontology annotation, cellular component: extracellular region; cell surface; plasma membrane. Lineage: Eukaryota; Metazoa; Chordata; Mammalia; Rodentia; Muridae. Gene Ontology annotation, biological process: positive regulation of osteoblast differentiation; positive regulation of smoothened signaling pathway; positive regulation of BMP signaling pathway. The record is from RefSeq and is a predicted model, not a curated record. Gene Ontology annotation, molecular function: calcium ion binding; BMP binding; identical protein binding. The transcript is spliced from 23 exons.